Molecule: messenger RNA, 783 nt
Organism: Dracunculus medinensis (Guinea worm)
Lineage: Eukaryota; Metazoa; Nematoda; Chromadorea; Rhabditida; Dracunculidae
Source: the annotation of a GenBank genome assembly
AUGAAGGCUAUGGAAAAAGUUUUCUCAAUGUUGGCGCCCGGUGGACACGGUGAGCCUAGAAAUUGCCGUGCUCGACAUCGAAUUGCUAUAAUAGUUCCUUAUAGGAAUCGUCCUCUGCAUCGCAGAUUAUUUCUUUACAAUAUGCAUCAAUGGUUACCGAAACAAAUGCUCGAUUAUAUGGUGAUUAUUAUCAGCCAACUUGGUAAGGAAAAGUUCAAUCGUGGUGCUUUAAUGAAUAUUGGAUUCGUCGAAGCUCAAAAGCUCUAUGAUUGGGAAUGCUUUAUAUUCCAUGAUAUUGAUUUACUACCUGAAAAUGAUCGAAUUCCAUAUAGAUGUUUAGAUCAACCUCUUCAUUUAUCUGCUGCCAUGAGCAAAUAUAACUAUAGCAUACCAUAUAAGAAAUAUUUCGGAGGAAUAUGUGCUUUUACAAAGGAACAAUUCCUGAGAAUGAAUGGUUUUUCGAAUGAUUAUUGGGGAUGGGGAGGCGAAGAUGAUGAUGCACACAAUAGGGUGCUACUGGCUGGUUAUAGUAUAUCGCGGUAUCCAAAAAGCCUAGCACGUUAUACAAUGUUGCCUCAUGCAAAUCAAGCAGGAACCAGCAAUGCAAGCAAUUGUUAUACUCCUUCAAUUAAUGAGACAUUAUCCAAAUGGAAAAAAAGCGGUUUAUCAUCUCUGAACUAUCAUUUAUACAGUAUAAAAUUUUUGCCGCUUUAUUUAAGUAUUCAAGUUACUCUCAUGGAUAAAGGACAGGAAAGGCUAUUACAAAACAGUUCUGACUGCUAG